AUGCAGAGUUCAGAUACGAAGCCCGACAGCUUCACUUUUGCGUGUCUUGCCCGGGCCUGCUCUGAGAAGUUCGACAUCAAAGGGUUGAGGAGUUUGCACGCCAGUAUGGUUGUUUCAGGCUUUGGGUUGGACUCGAUAUGUAGCAGUGCCCUUGUUAGUGCUUAUUCGAAAUUGGGUCAUACUAAUGAAGCGGGGACGGUGUUUUGUGGGAUUCUUGAGCCAGAUUUAGUGCUAUGGAAUUCAAUGAUUUCGGGCUAUGGAUCUGGUGGGAAUCCAAGUAAAGGGCUGGAGUUGUUCAAUAGGAUGAGAAAGCUUGGGGAGCGUCCUGAUGGCUAUACUAUUGUUGGCUUGGUUGUGGGUUUAACUGAUCCUAACUUGGUUCCAAUCGGUGAACUAAUUCAUGGAUUUUGUUUGAAAUCUGGGUUUGAUUCCAACAAUCAUGUAAAUAGCGCACUCGUGAGUAUGUAUUCUAGGUUUAAGUGCAUGGUUUCUGCGUGUAAGCUGUUUUCCAAUUUGUCUCAGCCUGAUCUAGUGACUUGGUCCUCCCUGAUCACGGGUUUUUCUCUGUCAGGGGAGCAUGCUGUAGCCUUGGAUUUUUUCAGGGAUAUGACCAUGGAAGGCAAAAGACCUGAUCAUGUGUUGAUAGCUAGUGCAUUGGCAGGUGCAGCACAGAUCGCAAUUGUAAAACCUGGCAUUGAGAUACAUGGGUAUGCUAUCAGACAUGGAAUGGAGUUUCAUGUCCUAGUGUCCUCUGCUCUGAUUGACAUGUAUGCGAAGUGCGGUUUCUUGGAUUCAUCUAUCAAGGUUUUCAAAAUUAUGCCAGAAAGAAACAUUAUCUCUUACAACUCUAUAAUAUCUAUUCUUGGUUUAUAUGGACUUGCUAACGAGGCAUUCCUACUGUUUGAGGAGGUCUUGCAGGACGGCCUGAAACCAGACGAAAAUACUUUUGCCGCUAUCCUCGGGGCAUGUUGCCACAGUGGUCUAGUUGAUGCUGGCAGGGAAUACAUGAGAAGAAUGAAGGAUGAAUUUAGCAUCUCAGCUAAGACUGAGCAUUAUGUUUUCCUAGUUAAGCUUCUCGGGAUGGCUGGAGAAUUGAAAGAGGGUUAUGAACUUAUCCAAUCUUUAGAGGAACCAGUUGACUCAGGCAUCUGGGGUGCACUUCUGUCAUGCUGCAAUGUUCAUGGAAAUCAUGAAAUGGCAGAGAUCGUGGCUGAUAAUCUCUCUAAAAGCGAAAACUAUAAAAGCAGCUAUGAGGUUAUGCUUUGUAAUGCAUAUGCUAGUGAUGGAAGGUGGGAUGAUGUCCAAAAGAUAAGGGCAGAUUCCAAGGCCCUGAAAUGGAAAGUUCCUGGUAUUAGCUGGAUUGCUGAUGUGAACUAA
Molecule: messenger RNA, 1377 nt
Organism: Oldenlandia corymbosa var. corymbosa
Lineage: Eukaryota; Viridiplantae; Streptophyta; Magnoliopsida; Gentianales; Rubiaceae
Source: the annotation of a GenBank genome assembly